AAAGUUCUUUUUUUCUAUUAGUCUAAAUAUUUCCAGAGUAUGUUCAGUGGUCAAUGGAAAGAAUCCAUGGAAGAUUUCAUCAGCAUUCAAAUCCCAGAUGAGAUUAUUACUGUUGAAGCCAUGGACACAGCUCUUGGGUCCUUAUACAGAGAUGAAGUUACAGUAUCGCAAACAGAGGUUAUACCACUGCUGGCGGUGGCAUGUCUUUUACAGCUGGAAUCCUUGAGCUCACAAUGUGCUGAAUUCAUGCAAGAUACUAUAAAUAACCACACAGUAUGUGAAUACAUUUCUGCAGCUCGGCAGUAUGGUGAAACUGAGGUUGAAAAAAAGUGUCUUGAAUGGCUGGAGAGAAGAUUAACCUCAUCAUGGACAGUAGCUCUACUUAAAGAGAUCAGCACUGAAUUAAUGGAGCAAGUAAUAAAGUCCCCUGGACUGUUCGUAAUGCAGAUUGAAAUUGAUGUCUACACAUUGCUGGUGAUAUGGAUGUAUUUGAAGCUACACCCAUUAUGGCAGGGGACCAACAAGGAUCUCAGGGUACAAUCAACCGACUAUUUUAGGUCUAAAAGUCAAGAAAACAGCCAGGCAUUUCUUGAGAGUCAUGAGGGGAUAGUGUUUGCUCCAGCUUUCAAAGGUCUUAGGCUUAUCCAUGUUGUGAAUGACAUCAGGUCGAUGAUAAUGUUGCAGUCAGAUAAUAUUAUUCCAACUGGUUGGUUCAGUCCAGUGUACAAGGAGCAGUGGAGAAAAAUGUUAUUUGUUUACCAAAACUUAGAUCAUGGUCCACCUGAGGAUAUGACCUUAGAACACUUUAACUUGUCUGCUCAUCGAUAUGGUCGAAUACUUGAAAAGAGUAUGAAGUACUGUUGGCGAUGGACUGGCUUUCUAUAUGGUCUCGACAUAAUAGUAAUGUACAAUAACAGAACUCGGCAGCUAAGCUUACGACGUAAUACAUACAUACACCCUACACAUGGCAUCAUUUGUGUUCAGCGGCAACACUCUUUCAUGGUUAAGGUUGACAUUGCUUCAUUUCAUUCUAAUGGAAGUGAAAAGUAUCACAAGACUUCGGGGCUUAAACACCUGGCCUUGGGUUUGGAUGAGGAAGUGCGGAUACUACAAGUUGAUAAACACGUGGCUUAUCCUAUGUACAUUAGUGCACAUAUCGCUCUGGUUAAUGUACCAUUAGACAAACAGCAGGCUACAGAAUAGGAGAGGCCUACAUAGCUGUUCUAGAAUCUUAUGUCUUCAUUCUCACUUAUAGUAAGACCUCUUUAAUUUCUUGAAUGCAACGAAUUUUCCCAUUUUAGGCUACAUGUCAUUCACUGUAGUAUCAUUUGUUUGUUCAACGGUCGUUCAUGAGAAGACACAUGAAUAUGGAUUCAACUUAAACAAAGAAAUGAUACUCUAGGGAAUGACACAAGGUCUGAAAUGGGAAGACAUUACGUCCAAGAUAAAGAGGUCUAUUUGACAGCAUUGCGCGGCAUCACUAGUCUUCGUCCAAUGAAUUGAAUCAGGAUAUAUAUAGACCCCUUGCAGCACGUUGGAAUGCAGCUCAAUUAGGAGGACAUAACAAUAGGUUUUCAAUUCUCAUUAGAUUAAGAUUAUUUUGUUUUGUCCUCCAAAUUGAGCCGCUUUGACGUCACAUACAAGGGGUCUAUACGUCAUAUCCGCUCGUACCUUGCCUAAGGUAAAAAUGAUCUUUAAAGCAGAUCAAUAAAAUAUCCAUACUACCUCCAAAGGAAAGGAUUGAGAUUUCCGAGUGGUGGGUCCAGAGGAUCUUAUCGUGGUUCAGUUCAGUCACACCUUAGAAUUUCUGAGGGGUAUGGAGGCGGGAUGUGUAAUCUUUAUUUAUCUUUAUUCCCUAUAUAUCUUAAAGUAGGGUAGAGGAAUCUAACAUUAGAGUGGCACUUGGAUGAAAACGCCCCAAUUUUUGAAAGUCCGAAUGAUUGAAGUAUUUGAGGAUAAUAUGACUCAAUUAUGAUUAUGUAAACCAGAUUAGUGAACAUUUUAGCCUGGGAGCCACUUGCUAUUGAGAUAUUUUGGUUCAAAAGCAGAAAGAACAAUAGGGUUGAGUAAUGACGUCAUUUACUCCAAAUUUAGAUGCUGAACAAAACUGAUAAUUCUUAUCCGCUACAUUUUACUGUUAAGAAAGUAUGUUGCUUGGCUACUAUUGGGACCAUAUAGAUACGUUUAACUAAGUUUAUAGUCAUUUCCAAUUUUUAUGCAUUUUCAUCCAAGUGCCCCUUUAAGGUUUCUUUUUCUUGGAGAAGCAUUGAUGUUCUCUGAAACUAUCAUAAUUUUUUACAGCUUGCACCAAUCAUGAAAAAUAAUAUGGGGUAAGGGCACGAAAUUAACGCUCGCAAACUCGCAAAAUGCGGGUGAAAUUUUGUAUUUAGCGAGUGGCAAAAAAUUUAACUAGCUGAGGCCCCGUCCACACGUAUCCGGAAAUUUUUGUAUCAGCAAAUUAUUUUUUGCGGAUACGAAAAUGUUUGCGUCCAUCCACACGCAACGUAUUCGAAUCGU
Actinia tenebrosa (Australian red waratah sea anemone) is the source of this 2517-nucleotide messenger RNA. Its product is annotated as germ cell-less protein-like 1. Gene Ontology annotation, biological process: germ cell development. The record is from RefSeq and is a predicted model, not a curated record. Lineage: Eukaryota; Metazoa; Cnidaria; Anthozoa; Actiniaria; Actiniidae. Gene Ontology annotation, molecular function: protein binding.